Molecule: messenger RNA, 6335 nt
Organism: Mauremys mutica (yellowpond turtle)
Lineage: Eukaryota; Metazoa; Chordata; Testudines; Geoemydidae
Gene: TNRC6B
Product: trinucleotide repeat containing adaptor 6B
Exons: 27
Coding region: 86-6001 (1971 amino acids)
Biological process (GO): miRNA-mediated post-transcriptional gene silencing; positive regulation of nuclear-transcribed mRNA poly(A) tail shortening
Cellular component (GO): P-body; nucleoplasm
Molecular function (GO): nucleic acid binding
Source: RefSeq, a predicted model, not a curated record
UGUGGAGGGGGCAUGUAUCAACUUAUGACUGUCAGUGAAUGUAGCCAAUAGGUGGGGAGGUAGUGACGACGCUACCCAAUUGAAGAUGCGGAAAGUUUCUGGGGUUCGCGCUUCCCCGGCGGGUGAAGCGAGCGGGCGGGAGGAGCCGCCCCCGGCGCUGAGAAGAAGGGGGCUGCGCGCCCCACGGCGGCGGCGGCUCCUCGGCGGGUUUUGUUUUUGCACUGAAUGUAGCCAGGACGGAUCCUUGUGGGCUUUAGCAGCCCGAGGAAAUUGUCAAAGGCACUAUUUUGCAUUUCUGCAGUUUUGCACAGAUUCUGUUCCCAUGCAAACCGAUGAGGGAGAAAUACUGGAGGAAGGCAGUCCCAAGAUGGAACAUGAGGAUUUUGUAAUGGAAGGGCAUGGCAAGACUCCACCUCCUGGUGAAGAAAACAAACAAGAGAAGGAGCAAGAAAGGGAAGAACAGUUAAUGGAAGACAAGAAAAGGAAGAAAGAGGAUAAGAAAAAGAAGGAAUCUACUCAGAAGGUCACAGAUCAAAAAACCAAAGUGCCCGAAGUGACGAAACCAAGUUCAAGCCAGCCAGUGGCCGCCAGCCCAAUUGGCAGCUCUCCAUCGCCACCAGUCAAUGGUGGCAACAAUGCCAAAAGGGUGGCAGUGCCGAACGGACAACCGCCAAGCGCCGCCCGCUACAUGCCUCGGGAGGUGCCGCCGCGAUUCCGUUGCCAGCAGGACCACAAAGUGUUACUGAAACGUGGGCAGCCCCCUCCUCCAUCCUGUAUGCUACUUGGGGGUGGGGCAGGGCUUCCUCCCUCUUCAGCACCUGGAGCAAACCCAAACAACGCACAACCAGUGACAGGAGCACUGCUGCAGAGCGACAGUGGGACUGCAACAGAUUCAACAAUUGGAGGUGCUGCUGCUUCAAAUUAUGCAAAUUCCACUUGGGGUUCUGGAGCCGCCUCCAACAACGGCACCAACGCCAACCCAACUCACGUCUGGGACAAGGUGAUUGUAGACGGGUCUGACAUGGAAGAGUGGCCUUGUAUUGCCAGCAAAGACGCUGAGUCUUCUUCCGAAAAUACCACCGAUAACAACAGUGCCUCGAACCCUGGCUCAGAGAAGAGCACUCUGCCAGGAAGCACCACUAGUAACAAAGGAAAAGGAAGCCAGUGUCAGUCUGGAAGUGCUGGGAAGGAAUGUAAUCUUGGGGCCUGGAAAUCUGACCCCAAAGCUAAAUCUGUUCAAUCUUCCAACCCUGCUGCAGAGAGUAACAAUGGACUAGGAAAUUGGAGGAACUUGAGUGGGCAGGACAGACUAGGCCCUGGUUCUGGCUUCAGCAACUUUAACCCAAAAAGCAACCCAUCUGCCUGGCCAGCACUGGUUCAAGAGGGCAAUUCUAGGAAAGGGAUUUUGGAGUCUGAUAAUGGUAACGCCAAUGCACAGAUUAGCACAGUAAGUCAGACCUCUAGGGAACAGCAGUCAAAGAUGGAAAACGCGGGUGUUAACUUUGUUGUCUCUGGCAGAGAACAGGCUCAAAUACAUAACACUGAUGGACCAAAAAAUGGAAACACUAACUCCUUGAACUUAAGUUCGCCAAACCCUAUGGAGAAUAAGGGAAUGCCCUUUGAAAUGGGCUUGGGGAACCCCUCCAGAAGCACUGACGCCCCUUCACAAAGCACUGGAGAAAGAAAGACUGGGAGUGUUGGAUCUUGGGGUACAUCUAGGGGGCCUUCUGGAACUGACACAGCCGCUGGACAAAGCAAUUCUGGAAACCAUGGGAACAAUGGAAAGGAUAGAGAGGACUCCUGGAAAGGAGUUUCUGUUCAAAAACCUAAUGGGUCAAGAAAUGAUUCUUGGGAUAACAACAACAGGUCUAUGGGUGGUGGGUCUUGGAACUUUGGCCCUCAGCACUCAAAUGAAAACAAAUGGGGUGAAGGGAACAAAUUGACAUCUGGGGUCUCUCAGGGAGAAUGGAAACAGCCGUCUGGGUCUGAUGAACUGAAGAUUGGAGAAUGGAGUGGUCCAAACCAACCAAAUUCUAGCACUGGAGCAUGGGACAAUCAAAAGGGCCACCCCCUUCCUGAAAACCAAGGCAAUUCCCAGGCUCCCUGUUGGGGAAGAUCUUCCAGCUCUACAGGAAGUGAGAUUGGAGGUCAAAGCACUGGAAGCAACCACAAAGCAGGAAGUAGUGACAGUCACAAUUCUGGACGCCGAUCAUACAGGCCUACUCAUCCUGAUUGCCAGGCAGUCUUGCAGACUUUGCUGAGCAGGACUGAUUUGGACCCCCGUGUGCUUUCAAACACUGGCUGGGGCCAAACUCAAAUUAAGCAAGAUACAGUUUGGGAUAUUGAAGAGAUGCCAAGGCCCGAGGGGAAAUCUGAUAAAGGAACUGAGGGGUGGGAGAGCUCUGCCACACAGACAAAGAACUCAGGGGGCUGGGGAGAUUCACCCAGCCAAAGCAAUCAAAACAAGUCUGGAUGGGGUGAGCUCUCAACCCCCACAGAGUGGAAGGACCCCAAAAACACAGGAGGGUGGAAUGACUAUAAGAACAACAAUUCUUCUAGCUGGGGAGGAGUAAGACCAGAAGAAAAGCCUUCCUCUUGGAAUGACAAUUCCAACAAGGAUCAAGGGUGGGGUGGACGGCAACCUAAUCAAGGAUGGUCUUCAGGAAAGAACGGUUGGGGAGAAGAAGUUGACCAAACAAAAAACAGUAAUUGGGAAGGUGCAGGAAACAAACCAGUGUCAGGUUGGGGUGAAGGUGGGCAAAAUGAGAUUGGGACUUGGGGUAAUGGUGCAAAUGCAAAUGCCGCUUCAAAGGGUGGAUGGGAUGAUUGUAAAAGAACGCCAGCAUGGAAUGAGAAUGGUCGACAGCCCAAUUCCUGGAAUAAGCAGCACCAGCAGCAGCAGGAGGCUUCUGGCUCCUGGGGUCCACCACCUCCAGGUAAUGGGCGACCUCCAAAUCCAAACUGGAACAGUGGGCCACAGCCAGCUGCCCCCAAGGAUGAGGAACCCAGUGGCUGGGAAGAACCUUCUCCACAAUCAAUCAGUCGGAAAAUGGAUAUUGAUGAUGGCACUUCAGCAUGGGGAGACCCUAGCAGUUAUAACUACAAGAAUGUGAACCUGUGGGACAAGAACUCGCAAGGGGGACAGGCUCCACGAGAACAAAGCCUGCCUACUCCAAUGACUAGCAAAUCAACAGCAUCAGUCUGGAGCAAAAGCACACCACCUGCUCCAGAUAAUGGUACGUCUGCCUGGGGUGAGCCAAAUGAAACCAGUCCCGGGUGGGGUGAAGUAGAUGAUACAGGAGCAUCGACAACAGGCUGGGGGAAUGCACCCUCCAACGCCCCAAAUACCAUGAAACCUAGUUCCAAAUCUAUGCAAGAUGGCUGGACAGAGAGUGAUGGGCCAGUAACAGGAACACGUCAUUCAAGCUGGGAAGAGGAGGAGGAAGGAGGAGUCUGGAACACAGCGAGCUCUCAAGGAAGCAGUUCCUCCCACAACUCAACAAGCUGGGGGCAAGGAGGAAAGAAACCACAAAUUAAGUGUUCAUUAAAAGGAGGAAAUAGUGAUUCAUGGAUGAACCCUUUAUCCAAACAGUUUUCAAACAUGGGAUUGCUAAGUCAAACUGAGGACACUCAAGGCAGUAAGAUGGACAUGUCUGUAGGUGGUCUCCCAGAUAAGAAAUUUGAGGUGGACAAACGAGCCAUGAACCUCGGGGAUUUUAAUGAUAUAAUGAGAAAGGAUCGAUCUGGGUUCCGUCCACCUAAUUCCAAAGACAUGGGAAGCACAGAUAGUGGGCCUUAUUUUGAGAAGCUGACUUUGCCUUUCUCCAAUCAAGAUGGGUGCCUUGGGGAUGAGGCUCCCUGCUCUCCCUUCUCCCCUUCUCCCAGCUACAAGCUGUCUCCCUCUGGUUCCACACUACCCAACGUCAGCCUUGGGGCAAUCGGCUCAGGGCUCAACCCCCAAAACUUCGCUGCUAGACAAGCUGGCAAUCAUGGUUUAUUUGGAAACAGCACAGCACAAUCGAGGGGCAUGCACACACCAGUGCAGCCACUAAACCCUUCCCCCAAUAUCCGGGCACAAGUGCCUCCCCAGUUUCUUUCCCCCCAGGUUUCUGCCUCCGUGCUCAAGCAGUUUCCCAAUGGUGGCUUGAACCCAGGUCUUUUCAAUAUAUCUCCUCAACAGAUUGCUAUGCUGAGUCAGCUUCCAAAUAUUCCUCAGUUUCAACUAGCAUGUCAGCUUCUUCUUCAGCAGCAGCAGCAACAGCAGCAGCAACAACAGCUGUUACAGAACCAGAGAAAGAUUUCUCAAGCUGUGCGACAGCAGCAAGAGCAACAGCUUGCUCGUAUGGUGAGUGCCCUCCAGCAGCAGCAAAGGCAGCCUGGCAUGAAGCAUUCUCCAUCCCAUCCAGUUGGGCCUAAGUCACAUUUAGACAGCAUGGUACCCAAUGCUCUGAAUGUGGGUCUCUCAGAUAUACAGACCAAAGGGCAAAUACCCGGAUAUGGUUCUGGCUUUGGUUCAAGUGGCAUGGAUUAUGGCAUGGUGGGAGGGAAAGAAGCUGGAUCAGAAUCUCGCUUUAAACAGUGGACUUCUAUGAUGGAAGGGCUGCCCUCCGUAGCUUCACAAGAUGCCAAUAUGCACAAAAAUGGCGCAAUAGUGCCCCCUGGAAAAGCCCGUGGAGGAUCGCCCUACAACCAAUUUGACAUAAUCCCAGGCGACCCGCUGGGUGGCCAUUCAGGCCCUGCUGGCGAUAGUUGGUUACCUGCCAAAUCUCCACCAACGAACAAGAUCGGAAGCAAAUCCAGCAAUGCCAGCUGGCCUCCAGAGUUCCAGCCGGGAGUGCCAUGGAAAGGUAUUCAAAACAUUGACCCUGAAUCUGACCCCUAUGUGACCCCUGGAAGUGUGUUGGGGGGUACAGCCACCUCUCCUAUUGUUGAUACUGACCACCAACUUCUGCGGGACAACACCACAGGGUCUAAUUCUUCCCUCAACACCUCGCUGCCUUCACCUGGUGCCUGGCCCUACAGUGCCUCUGACAAUUCCUUCACCAAUGUUCAUAGCACUUCAGCAAAAUUCAAUGAUUACAAAUCAACAUGGUCCCCAGAUCCCAUAGGACACAAUCCCACUCAUCUCUCCAACAAGAUGUGGAAAAACCAUAUUUCCUCAAGGAACACUACAGGGCUGCCCCGCCCACCACCUGGCCUGACCAACCCAAAACCAUCAUCUCCCUGGAGCAGCACAGCACCCCGAUCGGUCAGGGGGUGGGGGGCACAGGACUCAAGGCUUGCCUCUGGUGAGAAGGAUCUCCUGAUAGCAUCAUUGCUCGGCCGUGAGGGGUGUGUGUUAUACAGCGCUAAUGGUGUGGAUAUGAUGCGGCCUUCACAAGAGAGGAAGUUGCGGUUGCCUGCCUCUACCUGGAGUGAUGGUGGCUCAGUUCGUCCUAGCUACUGGCUGGUUCUUCACAAUCUCACUCCACAGAUCGAUGGGUCAACCUUGAGGACGAUCUGCAUGCAGCAUGGCCCACUGCUGACAUUCCAUCUGAACCUGACCCAGGGCACCGCCCUAAUCCGAUACAACACCAAACAGGAGGCGGCCAAGGCCCAGACUGCACUGCACAUGUGUGUGUUGGGAAACACUACCAUCCUGGCUGAAUUUGCCACAGAUGAGGAGGUUAGUCGCUUUCUGGCACAAGCUCAGCCCCCGACACCUGCAGCAACCCCAAGUGCACCCGCAGCAGGCUGGCAAUCCCUGGAGACAGGACAGAACCAGACAGAUGCAGUUGGACCUCCUUUGAAUCUUUUUGGUGGGUCAGCAGGGCUUGGGCAGUGGAGCAGCAGUGGUGGCAGCAGCAGUGGGGGUGAUCUCUCUGGCGCUUCAUUGUGGGGGCCCCCAAACUAUUCUUCAAGCUUGUGGGGGGUCCCAAGUGUAGAGGAUCCCCAUAGAAUGGGCAGCCCUGCUCCCUUACUACCUGGAGACCUUCUGGGAGGAGGGUCGGAUUCAAUCUGAACUUAGAACUUUCAACUCUGACCUCGUGACCUUUUUUGGAACAGCAGCAGCACUAACUUGACCUUUUCGUUUUUUUUCAACUUGCAAUAAAUACAUUUUUAAAAGGAAAAAAGAAAACGGAGAGAGAAAAAAGGUGGGUCAUUGACAGACUGUCUGAGCACAUAGUUGCCUCCCUUAUAUAACUUCAGUUUUUUCGUUUGGAAUAUGAAUCCAAAAAGAGAACAUAUCACUCUUGAAAUACUUGAAUCAUGAACGCCAACUUAGAAAGACAAUGUGAAGCAAGUACACAUACCAUUUAAAUUUAAACACAAAAAAUUAAAAAAAUUAGUUUCUA